Penicillium malachiteum is the source of this 513-nucleotide messenger RNA. RefSeq lists its product as uncharacterized. The coding region runs from base 1 to 513 and encodes 170 amino acids. The record is from RefSeq and is a predicted model, not a curated record. NCBI's taxonomy places the organism in Eukaryota, Fungi, Ascomycota, Eurotiomycetes, Eurotiales, Aspergillaceae. Gene Ontology annotation, molecular function: glutathione binding; glutathione synthase activity; ATP binding. Gene Ontology annotation, cellular component: cytosol. Gene Ontology annotation, biological process: glutathione biosynthetic process. The transcript has a single exon.
AUGAGGCGCGGGAAUAGACCAAACUGGUUGGAAUGUCCGUCCCAAUUGGAGAUCUCUGCUGCAAUUAAGUGCCCGUCUAUUUUAGGCCACCUCACAACCUUCAAGAAACUCCAACAAGCACUCACAGCGCCUGGGGCCUUGGAAAGUUUUCUCACGGAUUCCGAGGCCGCCACUAUUCGCGAAACCUUUGUUCCAGUCUUAUCACUUGACCAGUCAGAGGAGGGUCUUCGUGCCCUGUCCUUGGCUACAGAUCCUGAAAGAGCUGUGGAUUAUAUUCUGAAACCAUCGCUCGAGGGAGGUGGCAAUAAUAUCCAUGGUGAGGAGAUACUAGAGUUCUUGGCAUCUAUUCCCGAAUCUCGGUGGUCGUCAUAUAUCCUAAUGGAAAGAAUUCAGUCACCUGUACUAUCCAACAUACUUAUGAGCCCUAUCGGUGUUGAGAGUGGCGAGGUCGUCUCUGAGCUAGUGCUUAUGGAAAAAGGCUUCACCUCAUGGGGGCUGUGUACUGCUUCAUAA